Molecule: messenger RNA, 2307 nt
Organism: Giardia duodenalis
Lineage: Eukaryota; Fornicata; Diplomonadida; Hexamitidae
Exons: 1
Coding region: 1-2307 (768 amino acids)
Source: RefSeq, a predicted model, not a curated record
AUGAAAGGCCUGUCGAUCUCCUCCUUUUCCCAAGCCGAGGUGGAUUUCGGCACGCGCCUCUUCAAGUUCCUGGCCACCAAUGGAGAGUAUGUCACUGCAGACCAAAUGGGAGCGUUUUUACGUCAAUCUAAUCUGGGAAACCAACGACUUUCGCCUUUGUGGGAGAAGACGAUAGGUGCUAGUCGCAAGAACUUCCAAUUGGUUGACACACUUUAUCUCUUAAGAAUGCUAGCUAUGGUACAGCAGGGAAAGGAGCUUGACGAUGAGGUUCUCUCAGGUAAUUCGUUUGAAUGCCUCGCUGACCUGUCGUUCUUUCCUUUUGAUAGCGGAUUUGAUGUCGACAGCAUUGAGGAUUCUCAACCCUCAACUCCAACGGGCAGCGUUUAUCUGAAGAACCAAGGAUCCAAUGAGUCUCCUUUACGUGAUGCCUCACGCCUGCAAAAUGUCCAGCAAGUGACUGAUUUGAGCAUUUCUCGGUGUAUUAGUUUGAAUAACGAGGCCACAGCUGACCCGGCGCCCACAGAAAGCAUGGCUUCUAUCAUGCAUGCUGGGGUGGAUGAUCUGGCCAGUCAUGACCUCGCAGAGCAUCCUGGGACAGCCUCCCACUUGUUUCUAACCGAUAGUACUGUACCUCCUGCUUUGUCUCACGCUAGUGAUAGACACAGCGAUGCAAGGGAGUCAGUUGAUGCACGUGCGCAGCAAGACGAUACGGCUGAGAAUUCCAAGCAACACUUGCCGCAUGCGAGCUCUCCUGUACCAGUUGUUGCGUCUUCCAUGGUACCUACUGGAAACUCCAGUAUCUUGUCGUCUUUCGUUGAAAUUGCAAAACACUUUCAAGGAGCACUUCUUCAGACUCAGGAGAUGGUAGAUAGGGUUAUUGAUGCUAGUAAUCCACUGGGAGGAUUGAUCGUAGUCCCGCCAGAGCAGAUUGUUGUAUUGAAGAAAAGACUUUCCGAAAUGAGUAAGAAACUAAUUGAUCAACUUAAUACAUUGUCUGAUCAGGGCUUCACCAGCUCGCUGAGUUCAUGCUUGAAGGGCCUCGAGUCUUUAUCUAACGCCCUUACAAUGCUCAUCUCCAAAGAGAAGCAAGUAAUUAAGAUGACUAAUGAGAUUAUCUGCUAUUUAGAUGGCUCUGACAGUGAAGAGGGACCACAAGUUAAUGAUUCACAAGGAACUUGUGUCAGAGGCACUUCUACUGACGGCUCAGAAACAGAUGAAAAGUGCACUCAGGACUGCUCUGAAGUGGAUAACGGGAACACUUAUGAGAAGCUAAAGAGCAGCAAGGGUACUUUUUCUUCACAUUCAGAGAACAUUCUCUCCACCGCUGCCUCUAUUUUUCCCGCUGCAACUGCUGCCUCAUCAUCGGCGACUUAUCAGGACGGUGAGAAGCUUCCUCCUGUGCACCCUCCCCUGCACCUCACUUCAGCCAAGAAGAAGAGUCUCAUCAAGUUGGUCCAGGAUACAAGAGAGGUGGUUGACAAAGCACGGAACGUCGAGGCCUCCUAUGCACGUGCUCAGGAGGCUAACCGUAUGUACAAGAGCUUCUCAGAGUCAUUAGAGACCCUGUUGCAGACAGAACUAGAGACAAAUACUAACUUGGAGGAACAGCAGAAAAAGCUAGAGAAAAAGGCAAAUGAGAAAACUCAAUUGAUAACUAAGCAACUGGAACAGUUGAAAAGCAUUCUUUCUGAGCAAGCAAUUAUGUUUACAAGUAUCUUAAGCGCCAAAUUAUCGUCCCCGAACUUCAUGGAUCAAUUAAACUUAUUCACCAUUGACCUAGCUGACAAGGCCGUUUCCGAAAUGAGCAGGGUACUGGCUGAAGCGCCCAAGCUGGAAUCUUUAUCUGUUGAACUGAAAAAUCUUGCACAGGCAAGAUUUGUGAAGGAAUCGGCACAAGGUCACACUAUUCCAUUAGAGAUUCCUGAGACACCAGGGAGCGAUUCUGGCCAACACCGUGGAUCUCAGAGUUCCUACAACACGUUCUCUCAUAAGGUAACAAGUACGAGAGCCGAACUUGUUGCCCAGCAGACCAUCAGAUCCAUUGUACGUGAUGAAUUGCGGUCUCUCAAGGGAGAGCUAAUAGAGGAGAUCAAGACGAUGAUUUGUGGGAUAAUUGGAGGGGAAGCAGGUGUCCGAGGUAACCCUGAUGGCUCUAUCCCUCAGGCAGAUGCUGCUUUGGCUCCGGUUGAAUCGGGGCGACUCCAUCCAGGUAGUGGUAACAGCAUUGCAAAUACACCAUCUUUGCCCGUGGCUGAUCGGCUGAAGCCCUGGACUUAUCAUUUUGGCUCCAACAUGCCAUCUUCUUAG